Micropterus salmoides (largemouth bass) is the source of this 1250-nucleotide messenger RNA. Its product is annotated as transmembrane protein 275-like. Bases 54 to 611 code for a protein of 185 amino acids. Lineage: Eukaryota; Metazoa; Chordata; Actinopteri; Centrarchiformes; Centrarchidae. The record is from RefSeq and is a predicted model, not a curated record. The transcript has a single exon.
UCAGUGAUCUGUUCUUCAGCUUCUCUGGGUCUCACAGUACUCUCCAGACAGACAUGGUGCUACCUGACAAAAACUCCAGACCAUCUGCUCCCAAGAAGGGGCCCAAGCGGCGCUCCCUGCAGCACCAGAGCCUGCCCUCCCCGGCCCUGUGCUGUGCCUGUGGCCUGUGCAUCAUGCUGGCUGGCAUCAACAUCACCCUGGUGGGAGCUUUUGCCUUUGGCAACUUCAUUCCUACUGACAACCCCCCAAUCAUCAUCGGGCCUCUUCUCUUAUUGAUAGCCCUGGCCUUCUUCACAGCCUGCUGUGUGAUCAGUAGGAGGCCCCCGGCCCAUGGGGCGCGCAGAGCUAAAGGAGGCGAGAAGUGGGGGCUGAUGCGGAUGGGGACGGCGGCGUUUGAGAUGGAGACGAGUGAGCACACUCUGCAGGACACUACAGCUGUUCAGCUCAGCCCCACCAACUCCCCCAGCUCCUCUCACACCGGGGUCGACAGCAAUCCGGCUGGCUGUCAGGAUGGAGUCGCUGAGCUGCACAUAUCAGAGAUGUCUGACAUGGGUGUCACUGGAGAUAACCCCACCAUGAUCUCUGACAGCAAGGAGAGCACCCCCACAUAGCUGCUGCCCGCUCAGGACACUUUCUCUACAUAGCUUCUACAACCUGUGCUUCAUUGUUUUGCUUGUUUACAGGAUGGAAAUGUGUUGCGUGUUAUUUGGCGUGUUACAGUGUGUUGCUGAAUGUUUAUUGCUCAGUCCCAGCAUCACAUCCCCAGAACAGAAACAGCAACAGGAGAUACCUUAAUCCCACUGCCUGUUUGUAUACGGCUUGAUGUAUAAAACAUCCAGUUAAGGCAGAUUAUCUAAUAAUAUUAAUAUGCAUUGAUGUCCUAUGGACUGUGGUUAAUGGCUUGUCACCUCACAGGCUGGGAUAGAAGAUGAUGGUGUCCAGCCAACCCCGUAUGAGUCAUUAAAGCUGUUCACGUGUAAGCCUGGUAAAUCUCAGCCACAGUUUUUCACACACUUUGACAGAACUGUUAAGAUUUUUCGUUUUUAAAAGGCAUCAGCUGCAGUGAGUGAGUCAAGAUCUGUGUUAAGAUGGAUAUUCAGGAACAAAUUAGUGAAUCAUGUUGUACCACCAUUGUGAUUAUGUUACUGCAGGCGUCAAUAUAUGUUUGGAGCACCUAUAUAUUUUGUACAUAAAGCUAAAAUUUUGUUUUACUGUCACUAAUAUGGUGUGUUUCUGAUUAAAAACCUCAC